CUCACUGUGGAUGCAGGAGGGAUGCGUCCAGGGUAACACUGUGCCUAGGGAAAUAGAUUUUCAAUGGGUGGAACAGAGCAUCUUCUAAUAUUGGCAAGUGUAUGUCAGGUGGUUUGGCUGACAUGUGAACGACAUUCCAGUCCUAUUGAAGUUAAGAUGGAGUUUCAUCCUUUACCAAACAGUCAGGAAGCUGACAGCUACCUUGUCACCUGCAGGACUGCAACUCACCAGCUGGUGCAUGAAGAACCAGUAGCAUGCUCAUCGUGUUCUCCUGAUUGCGCUCUGUCCUUCCACAUCCUUGAGGAUUUGAGAGGUUAUCGAGUCACGCUGACGCCAAGGACUAAUAACAGCAGAACACUCGCCGAGAGGACUUUUGACUUCAGCCCGGUGUCUCCAAGUAGCUUUCAUCUCUCCAGUACAACCACGUCUGUGUCCUUAGCAUGGAGCCUUCCAAGACAACAUGUGCUGUACAAUCUAGCCCUAUAUGACCUCCACGAUAGUUCUGUAAUCAGGAGUGUGGACAUAAACUCUACAGUGAGACAGUCCCAUUACACUGUCAAUGAUAUUCAACCAGGGGCACGCGUCAAAGCUGCUGUCAUAGUGUCUGCGUUUCUCAAGGACCACAAUGUGACACUGAAACAGCGACUCACCAUGGUUAUACAGACAGCCCAGUGCCCCCCCAGCUGGCUGGCCAACAGAAGACACUGCUACACUGUUGAGAAGAAAGCUUUAGCCUGGAGCCAAGCCCAACAGAGCUGUUCAGACAGGGCUGUGGGGAGUCACCUGGCCGAUCUGAAGACCCGCCAAGAUCUGCACUUUAUAACUUCACGCCUAAUGAGCCACAACAGCCUGCUGCUGCUCUGGACCGCGCUCAAUGACAGGCUGGCGGAGGGCCGGGCUGUGUGGUCGGACGGAUCGCUCAAUAAUAUGACCAAUAGUGUGAUGUCAUCAGUUCUCCCGGAGAACCAGAGUGACUGCUUUGCCCUUCAGAGGAAUGCCACAGGGCCUGGAUACUUCCUCACUCCAUUCUUCUGCAGCAUCCCUCUGCCUUUCAUCUGCCACUACCCCAUCCCGCUUGCGGCCUCCUCAUUCUCCUUUGACCUGGUUCAAGUGACAGAGCGGGUGGAGCUGCAGUGGAGUGAACCUUCAGCCCUAAACUCAUUCACUCGGCCACCUUUGGAGAUAUUUCUUUUGUAUCAACAAGACCAGCCAUCAGACUUCAAAAAACACGGAGAGCAAAGUCACAUGCACAGUCACAGCCGUACCAGUAAAUUGGUCAAAGUCCCCAUAGCUCUCUCUUCCCCUGGGGUAACUGUGGCAGGUCUGUUCCCAGGAAGUGUCUAUUCCUUCAGCCUACAGGCCUCUCAUCCCUCUGGCUUCAAAUGGAACUUGGGACAAUCCCGAACAGCGCACACAAGGCCCUUUCCCCCACUAAAUGUCACUGUGAUGGAGGCUACAGUGGAUCAGAUACGUGUCCAUUGGCUGCUGACAGACGCACACUAUGUCUCAGACUGGUCCUUUCUUGUGCACUAUACAGACGUACAUUUAAAAAAGGAGAGAAUAGCUGGAAUGGACAAUAUUUCCAGAUCAUUUAGGAGCGGCGGACAGCACUCAUUCACUGCUGUUAUCGGAGGUCUGGUUUCUUACAGGAACUACAGCAUUGAUGUGUAUACAGUCACCAAGUAUGGGAUCAAGAGCUGUGGGCAGGUUCCACUUCUGGCACAUACAGCGAUAAGAGCACCACGUGGGCUGGUAGCAGAGAGUUCAGCAGAAAACUUGACUGUGUGCUGGACGACUGAGCAUGCAGACCUUCCAGACACAUACAAAGUCACAACCCUCUCACUCCAUGAUACAAAGGUUACAUCUAAACUGGUGCAUCCUGGGACCCCUGAAGCAUUCCCGGAUGAGUCACUUUGUGUUUCUUUGGGUCCUUUUAUUCCUGGACAAACUUACAACAUAGGAGUGAUGGCUUUUAAAGGGAAUGACAGAAGCCAAGAGACCAGUAUAUUACACACUGCAAAGCCAAUGUCAGUCCAGGUCGCUGUUCCUCUCUCAGUUGGCACCACAAGUGUCCAGCUCUAUGUCCAGCCUCCACAAGUCGGUUUGAUGGAUGGGGUCAAAGUUUGUGGUUGUCCAAAACUCUGUGACCCCACCUGUGAGGACUUUAUUUGUGGCUAUAACUGUGACUGGUAUGCUGUCCACGCUGACAUCCAUACUGUUACGAUUAGCAACCUUAGCCCGGGCUCACAACUGCAAUUCAAGGUGUACAGCACAAGCAGAAAUCAAACUGGACCACCUUUCUUCACCAAGCAAAUUAGAACAAGUCUCACUCCUCCUAGCAGGCUAAGGGAGGGAGUGGUCACCCAUUCAACUAUAGAACUGCUUUGGGACCCUGCUCUGGGGCAUGCCGACAGCUACGAAGUCAUCUGUUACAACUGUGAACACACACAUAUGGUGCAGAAAGUCUCUGGUCAAAGCGCUAUGUACUCCUCCCUGACUCCUGGAACGCUGUAUCAGUUUGCAGUGCGUACGGAAAAGCGUUUCUUCCCAGACUCCUAUCCUAUCAACAUAAACAUCACUGCAGCUCCCAACCCCGUAGAGCUGUCCAUUGCCAAUAAAACCACAUCAUCUAUAUGCAUUAGUUGGACUGCAGGCCGAGGAGUUGUGAGCGGCUUUCUACUGUCAAUCAAAAACGUAACAGCCAAACAAGCGGCAAUCAAUAUGCAUCCAGAGCACAGAUGGUACUGUUUCCGAGGGCUCACUCCAGGAAGCAGAUAUACUAUUGAAGUGAUGAGCCUCAGUGGAGAGAGGAGAGGUCAAGCUGCUGUUAUUACGCUCCAUACCACCCCACAGAUGCCUCAGGACGUGACUCUGUCCGAGCAGGGGGUCACAUCCGUCUUUGUUGCCUGGAGACCACCAGCUGGACUCGUGGAUGGGUACAAGGUGUGCUUUGGACUGCACUUUGUCAACACAACAUUCUGGGACCAUGCUUAUGUUCAAAGCCCAAGUUAUGAGAUCAGUCACUUAACCCCGGGCUCAGAGUAUGGACUCAGCAUUCAGAGUGUUCUAGGCUCUGACCUCAGUUCAGCUGUGCACAGGCACUUCAGCACACGCCCAGCGGGAGUGUGUGGUCUCCAUUUGAACUACAUCAACUCCUCAUCUGUCUCUAUUCGCUGGGACAAUGCAGCUGGUGUCUUUGACUUCCACAGAGUGACCAUGGCCAACAUCUCUGUCACAAGCACAUGGAGCAUACGAAAGGAGGAGCGUGUCGCCAUGGUUGCAGGCCUUCAAGAUGGCUGCACUUACAACUUGAGUGUUGAAAGAGUGAGAGGAGCACAUGUGGGGAGAGCAGCCUCUCUGACAGUAAGCACAGUGCCAGCCCCAGUGAGGGAAGUGCGUGUCCAAAAUGUGUCCUCCCACGCCUUCUCAUUACUCUGGCCUGAAGCAAAGGGCUGUGUGGAUCAUUAUCAAGUGACCUUACGACCGAAUGAGGGCAAAGUCACAGUGCACCCAGCCCAGAAUGGAUACAUACAGGCUCAUGUGGUGAGUGUGACCCCCUCCACAGAGUACAAUGUAACUGUCUCAGUAGCAGCCUCCUCCCACAUCAGCCCUGGAGUCAGCCGCAUGAUCAGCACCAGGAACAGCGUGCCCUCUACCCCUUUUGGCCUCGAGGGUCACACUUCGGGUACCAAUGGAAUCUUGCUGUCCUGGACAAUGGCAGAUGCAAAAUACUCAGAAUUUAUUAUCAGGUACAGGGAGGUGUGUCCUUACCCUGCCACUGACUUCACAGAGGAAACUAUGUUGCUUGAUUCUCCUGUCGUCCUGCUAACUGAGCUAAUCUCCGGCUCAACAUACCAGUUUCAGGUAGCAGCUGUUUCUUCUGGUAUUCCAGGAGCUUUCAGCAAAUCGUUGUACAUAAAAACAGCUGAGUCCCCUCCUGGACAUGUGACAAACCUGACUGCAUUUGCACAGAACCACUCCUAUGUGGUGGUCACCUGGUAUCUGCCCCAGCGCAUCAAUGGUCUCAUCACAAAGUUCAGUGUCAAUGUCAAACACGCCCGAAAUGGAAUGGUGGUCCGCAGGCUCAACGUCAAUGCAGAGGAGAUCAUGAGUAUCUCACUGCCACACUGCAAUGAUGCUGCAGAAAUCCUGUCACGGGCCACUGUGAGUCCUCUGGAGAUGACCGCCUCGUCUCCACCCAUCACCCUCUCAGCAGUGCCACCGGCCGCUCUGUGGAAAGUACCCAUAUCUGUGGGAGUGGAUCAGCUCCGACCAUUCACUCCUUAUCUGUUUGAAGUGUCCGCCUUCACAUCUGAGGGAGAGGGCAAAACCGGCUCUGUUAUGGUCCACAUGCCAGAAUCAGCUCCUGAGGACUCGCCACAGAACCUGACCUUACUGAAUAUGACCUCCAGGUUCAUUGUGUUGUCCUGGAUUUCUCCCAGAAUUGUGACAGGAAAAUUCAGCUAUGUCCUGCAGCUUCGCGGGCCUACAGGUUAUUUCUUGAAUGGAAGCACUUUUGACACAAGCUUUGAGUUCAAAGGUCUGACGCCGUACACCAGGUAUACUGUGGUUGUUCGAGCCAAAUCAGCAGGAGAAUUGGGUCCAGCAGCAGAGAGGCGUGUGGUCACAGCGGCUGAAGCCCCCAGUGCUGUACAGGCCCUGACAGCAGAAGCAGAGGACUCCCUGUCCAUCAGAGUGAACUGGAGGAGCCCUGCUCAGCCUAAUGGCCCCAUCAUUCAGUACAGACUGCAGGUCCUGGUGCAGGGGACACUGCUACAGGACAUCACCCUCACAGCUCCUCGGAAUGAGACCACAACUGGCCUAUAUGAGGAGGAGACAUUUACCGCCAGCCCUAGAAGGAGUAAGAGAAGCGCAGACUUUAUCACAUCCCCUGCCUCCUUCACUCCUUCAGUUUCCAAACGUUCCUCUGACUCCCUUGCUCUCGGCAUAACCAAUGACCCUCACGUCACUUCUGAACCCACGCUGAGCGACCACACCAGCCUGACUUACACAGCCACUGAAGAGUUUUAUAGCAUGGCUUUAGACAGCACAGAUAGCCCUGCCUCUCACAGCCCCACCCAAGCUUACUCUGUCACCUCUGCCCCUCCUGUGACACACCCACCUUGGCUCACGCGGCAGUCCAGAACAGAUAUGACCUCUGAGUCUAUGACCACGGCUUAUCACUCUGUAAGCACUCGCGAUACUUCAGUGACUGGGCGCUACACAGCUUACACUACAGGCUCUGGCAUCACAGCCAGUGUGACAGUGAAAGAAGAGGUGCUGGGUGUUCUGUCGGAGGAGAUGUCUUACUUAGUGUCAGAUUUGAACCCCUUCACCGAGUACAUGUUCAGGGUCAGUGCUUUCACCACAGUGGGAGAGGGCCCCGCUGCAGACAUCAUGGAAAAGACCAGAGAACAGGUACCUAGCGCCGUGCUGAAUGUUACCUACCAGAACAUCAGCUCCACUUCCAUACUGGUCAACUGGGUCCCUCCCAUCAACCCCAACGGGAGAAUCACACAUUACACCAUCUAUGGGGUCAGAGUAUAUGACAGUGAAGAGUUGCAAUGGGAGAGCAAUGGCACAUCCCUAUUAAUAACAGAUUUAGAUAAAUAUACAGGCUAUAAGCUUGGGGUGGCAGCCUCUACAGCAGUGGGAGAAAGUGAACUCACCAAUGAAGACUACAUCUAUGUUUAUACUGAGGAGGAUGUGCCAGACUCCCCUCCCACCAACCUCACUGUGGUCGACACCAGUCCCUCCACUGCCACUCUCUCCUGGUCGCCCCCUGAGCAGGCCAAUGGAGUUAUUCAAUAUUACCAAGUCCACUAUGGCAAUGACACCUUUGAGACGGCUAUAAACACCAGUACAAACAGCGCCACACUAAUGGACCUCAAGCCCUUCUCCUUCUACAACGUGUCUGUGAGAGCAUUUACCCGCCUGGGCCAUGGAGACCAAAGAUCAGACUCAUUACUGCUGCUGUCUGGAGAGGACGUCCCGGGCGGACCACCAAACGACCUGUCCUACGAGUCAGUCAGCCCCAGUGAGGUGAACGUGACCUGGCUGCCUCCUGAACUUCCUAAUGGGAAUAUCACGCAUUACGGUCUGGAGCUCUGGAACUCCACUCACUUCCUCAACCUCACCUCCAGCACCCAGCACCUGCUCAUCCAAUACCUGAAAAAGUACACGGAGUACAGGCUCAGGGUGCAGGCCUACACGCGGGUCGGCCCAGGCAACUUCAGCCAGCCCAUCAACAUCACCACACUGGAGGACGCCCCUGAUACCCCACCUCAGUUUUUACGUGCUCGAAAGUUAUCUGACUAUGAGGUGGAGUUGUCUUGGGAGGCACCACGGGAAGCCAAUUCUGACAUCUUGUACUACAAAAUCCGAGUUUGGAAUGAAACAACAGAGCAGUGGCAGAAUGUGACGGGGACUUCAGUUGUAAUAAAUGUGGACUCUGAAAGCCCCUACAACGCCUCCGUGUCCAGCUGGACCCGCAUGGGGGAUGGAGGGGUGCUCGUCUACAUCAGCUUUUCUACUAGUGUGGCAGAGCCGUAUGACCCUCCUCACAAUGUGACUGCUGCAAACAUGACCUUCUCCUCAGUCACUCUGACAUGGCUCCCACCCCGAGAGCCUAACGGGAUUAUAGUGCACUACUCCAUCUACUACAGAGACAACCACACUGUGUUGGAACAGAAAGUGUACACGAAGGAGUUGAGCUCCUCUUCUGAUAAGGCCCUGUACUACACUCUGACUGGGCUGAUCGGAGGAACCAACUACACUGUGUGGAUGACCUCCAGCACCAUCCAGGGCGAUGGAGGAGUGCAGACGGAUCUGUUCACUGUACUGUUACCAGAGGGAGUGCCCAGUGAUUCUGUGCACAACCUGACUGCCACUAACGCCACUGCCCAGGCCAUCCUGGUCACCUGGGACCCCCCUCUGGAGCCCAAUGGACGUCUGCAUUACCUGCUCACCUUACAGGAAGAUGCCCUCCCUCCCAACACGUCCAACCAAGGGCCUCCUUACAAGAUCAUCAGACAGACCACUACAGAUACUGUUUAUCUUUUUACCAAGCUCAGGAUAUAUUUCCCCUAUGUGUUUAAUGUUACCCCGGCAACGGCAGCUGGCAUUGCAUACAACCACACAAGGACGCUGCACCUGAGGACACGUGACGAUGUUCCCUCAUCACCUCCAGUGCUGGUGUCCACACGGAACCUGUCAUCAUCUUCUGUCGCUGUAGUGUGGCAGCGCCCUCUAGAGGCAAAUGGGGAGAUAACAGAGUAUACCCUUACACUAUCUGGCCCUGGAGGCACCAACACUACAUCCACUACUGAGACUUCGUACAAGUUAACCAACUUACUCCCAUACACAGCCUAUAACUUAUCUAUCACUGCGGCAACCCGCAAAGGCAAUGGCCCUGCUCUCACGCUACACCUGCAUACAGAUGAAGGAGGGCCCAUGUCCCCUCCACGUAACCUGACCAUAUACAACUACACGGCGGUGUCAGUGUGGCUGAGCUGGGAGCCUGCUCUGGAGCCCAAUGGAGUGGUGACGCACUAUGGCUUCAGGAUCCUGGAGCUCAUCACACAGACGGUCACACUCCAGAAUUCCUCGGGUCCAUCCACUAUGGAGUAUCUGUCUGGGUUCCGGCCCCACAGCUCCUAUGAGAUAAGUGUGUGCAGCUACACACGAGUGGGCCAUGGAAACCAGUUCAGCAGCCCAGUCACCUUCACUACCAAUGAGUCAGUGUCUGACGCUGUGAAUAAUCUGUUAUGCGCUGGAGUGAGCUGGGACUCGGUGUACUUAAGGUGGGAGAGCCCGGACAACCCCAAUGGCCAGAUCCUGUUUUAUGAGAUCACAGUGGAGGUGAACGCAGAGAGGCUACUCCAUCAGGCUCUUACAACAGACUACACCAUCUCAGGCUUGGCUCCAGAGCAGCACUACACUCUGACUGUGAUUGCGGUCAACUCUGCGGGGCCUGGAGACGUGGUUAACUGUACCGCCAGCACACUGUCCGAGUCAGUCCCAGCUGCCCCUCUCAGCCUCAUCAUCUCAGGGGCCACAGCUAACAACAUGACUCUGGAUUGGUCCCCUCCGCUGUCCGUCCCCGGUCUGCUCAGACAAUACCAAAUAAUUGCACAGCUGCUGUCCACUGUUUGUGCAUCAUCCCCCACUAUUACAGAUGACACUCCGGAGUGUGUCGACGACAGCUUCAUGUUGUCCCUUAAUGUGUCCAAUGGCACUGCAGACCAGUCCAGCUUCACAGUGCAGGCCCUGUCUAAAUACAGGUCCUACCGCUUCAGAGUGGCUGCGGUCACUAACGCUGGAGUAGGGGAGUACACUGCCUGGGUGUAUGGUCGGACCUUGGCAGGAGAUCCCGACGCUCCCCCUCGUGACCUCCAAGUGACCUCCACUGCCAACAGUCUACAUGUGAUGUGGGAGGAGCCAGCUGUUCUCUCUGGACCAACCAAAUAUCUAGUUCAGGUGGAGGGCCCUGGGGUGAACUUGUCCCUGGUGCGGGGCCCAGCAGAGAAGAAUAGCCUGCUUGUGUCUAACCUGACGGCUUUCUCCACUUACUUCGUGACUGUCAUCGCCUUCACCGGCCCAGUCCAGUCUGCAGCCAUUGAUGGAAAGGCCAUUGGUCCUCUCGUGUUUCACACCUUAGAGGAGGAGCCCAAGAGCCCUCCGACCAAUGUGACAGUAACAGUUAUCCCAGAGGAGGUGAACCGAGUGAGAGUGAGCUUCUCCCCUCCAGAAGAGCCCAAUGGAAACAUCACAGCUUAUUACGUGUACAUCUACCAAGGACAGGAGAUAGUGAAAAACAUCAGCCUCACUGCUAUUCACUCUGAGGAGAACCAGCUAACAGCAGUGAUCGACGGCCUGAAGGGAGGACACAACUAUACCAUACAGAUCUCAGCGAGGAAUGGAGCAGGCAGGAGCCCCCCCAGCCCCCACGUCCAGAUAACUACAGCCAUCAAAGCUCCGUCCAAACCCACCCAGAUACCCCGGGCGAUGCUGGGCCCCCGAGGGGUUGCUAUGGUAACCCACAGGAGUAUCUACAUCCACAAGCCUGCCUGUUUCUAUAGUGACGACAACGGACCAAUCGCGAGAAUCCAGGUCAUCGUGGCCGAGUCAGGGGUAAAAGACGCUGAGAACGUGACUAACUGGCGAGCUGCCUUCUCCCGGUCUCCUGCCCCUUACAUCACAGACAGGGGCUUUCCCAACCCACCCUGUGAGGACCCAAACUCAGACCCUGACCUCAACCAGAGGAUAGGCCAGCACCUCCUGUGGGGGGACAAGCCUCCUCUGGCACUGCCCAAUAUGACGGGAGUAUACAUGAUCGGACAGAGGGAUGACUGCCUGAACGAGACAGACACCUACUGUAAUGGACCACUGAAGCCUAAUACUGUUUAUGUGUUUAAAUUCCGAGCCACCAACAUCAAGGGCGAGUACACAGACUCGGAAUACUCAGAGCACAUCAAAACCAAUGCAAACGGGCUGUUAACCAGAGACGAGCAGAUCAUCCUGGGAGUGCUCCUGUCCUUUUUCCUGGCAGUGUUGUUGAUAAUCAUCAUCUGCUGCUCUGUCAAACUUCACCAGCACAAAAAAGAAGGAGGCACUUAUUCCCCCCGAGAGGCUGAGAUCAUAGAGACCAAGUGUAAGCUGGACCAGCUGAUUGCCAUCGCAGACAUGGAGCUCAAGCAGGAGAAAAUCAACCGGUACUCCUCAUUUUUUUUCAGGCGCAAAGAGAUCUAUGUCAUUCAGCUUCUCAGCUACAGGAAAUCCCUCAAGCCUGUCAAUAAGAAGUCCUUUCUGCAGCAUGUGGAGGAUCUGUGUAGCAAUGACAAUGCCAAGUUUCAGGAGGAGUUCUCGGCACUGCCAAAGCUGCUGCAGGACCUGGCCACCACAGACGCAGACAUGCCCUGCAACAGAACCAAGAACCGCUUCCCCAACAUCAAGCCCUAUAAUAACAACCGAGUGAAGCUGCUCUCCCAGCCAGGCUCAGACGGCUCCGACUACAUCAAUGCCAGCUUUGUCUCUGGCUAUCUGUGUCCCAACGAGUUCAUUGCCACCCAAGGGCCCCUCCCUGGCACCGUGGCCGCCUUCUGGAGGAUGAUCUGGGAGACGGGCACCCGCACCAUCGUCAUGCUCACCCAGUGCUUCGAGAAAGGCCGUAUCCGCUGUCAUAAGUACUGGCCUGAGGACGACAAGCCCAUGUCCGUGUUCAGUGACAUUCUGGUGUCCAAAGUGUCUGAGGAGGUGUUCCCCGACUGGACUGUCCGGACCCUGCGAGUGGAGCGGCAUGGACACUACAUCCUGGUGCGUCACUUUAACUACACAUCGUGGCCGGAGCAUGGCGUCCCAGAGUCCUGCACCACGCUCAUCAAGUUUGUGCGAGCUGUGCGCACUCACAGACUGGAGACCAGUACUAUAGUGGUCCACUGCAGCGCUGGAGUGGGCAGGACCGGCGUGUUCAUUGCCCUGGAUCACCUGAUUCAGCACGUGAGGGACCAUGACUUUGUGGACAUCUAUGGGCUGGUAGCUGAGUUGCGCAGUGAGCGCAUGUGCAUGGUCCAGAACCUGGCCCAGUAUAUCUUCCUGCACCAAAGUACAUUAGAGCUCCUAAACAGCAAAGGGAACAGCCAGUCAAUCUGGUUUGUGAGCUACUCUGCCCUGGAGAAGACCGACUCCCUCGAGGGCAUGGAAGGUGAUGUGGAACUGGAGUGGGAGGAGACAACCAUGUGAGGAGUGACGCCUCAAUGCACCAGAGGAGAUGUUUGAAUUGAGGGCUUUAGCUGAC
Molecule: messenger RNA, 10795 nt
Organism: Boleophthalmus pectinirostris (great blue-spotted mudskipper)
Lineage: Eukaryota; Metazoa; Chordata; Actinopteri; Gobiiformes; Gobiidae
Gene: ptprq
Product: protein tyrosine phosphatase receptor type Q
Biological process (GO): protein dephosphorylation
Molecular function (GO): protein binding; protein tyrosine phosphatase activity
Source: RefSeq, a predicted model, not a curated record